Besnoitia besnoiti is the source of this 2472-nucleotide messenger RNA. RefSeq names its product myosin D. Gene Ontology annotation, molecular function: ATP binding; actin filament binding; microfilament motor activity. The transcript is spliced from 11 exons. Lineage: Eukaryota; Apicomplexa; Conoidasida; Eucoccidiorida; Sarcocystidae. Gene Ontology annotation, biological process: vesicle transport along actin filament; actin filament organization. Gene Ontology annotation, cellular component: vesicle; myosin complex; actin cytoskeleton. Bases 1 to 2472 code for a protein of 823 amino acids. The record is from RefSeq and is a predicted model, not a curated record.
AUGGCGGCGAAAGCGGAUUCUGAUUCGAAGACCGCCGCGGCGCUGAUCCGCGCGGGGUCGAAGAUUGAAGGCGUCGGUGCGCCAGGCAAAGACUUCUUCGUCUGGAGCACGCAGGGACCGGCGGUCAAAAAAGACCCCGAUCUUCUCUUCAGUCUCUGCCAGGUUCUCCCGGGCAGCACAGAACAGACGCUGAAGCUUAAGCAGGUCGAACCCGCGGGAGACGAACAGGAACUGAGUGUUCCGGCUAAGGACGUCUGGCAGGCGAACCGCGGCAUCGACCCCCUCACCUACGGAGACAUUGGCAGUCUCCCGCACACGAACAUGCCGUGCGUGUUGGAUUUCUUGGCGAAGCGGUAUGCGCAGAACGUGAUUUACACGACAGCGGAGCCGCUGGUGGUCGCGGUCAACCCGUUCCACGACCUGAAGAAUGCAGGAGCCGAUGCGAUUACGCUCUACCGCGACGCCCCCGACGUGGACAAGCUCCCUCCGCACGUCUUCUACGCGAGUCGGCGCGCGAUCACGAAUCUGCAUCAGUUGAAGAAGUCGCAGACGAUCAUUGUUAGUGGAGAGAGUGGCGCCGGAAAGACCGAGACGACCAAGAUGGUCAUGCGCUACCUCGCGACGAGUCGCAGCGGCAACUUGGACCAGAAGAUCCAGACAGCCAUCAUGGCGGCGAAUCCCGUGCUUGAGGCCUUUGGAAACGCAAAGACCGUGCGAAACAACAACAGCAGUCGCUUCGGGCGCUUCAUGCUUCUCGACGUUGCCAAAGAGGGAGGCAUCCAACACGGCAAGGUCGUCGCCUUCCUCCUCGAAAAAAGCAGAAUCGUCAGUCAGGACAACGACGAACGAAGUUACCACAUCUUCUACCAAUUCGUUAAAGGCGCGCCUCCCUUCAUGCGACAGAAGUACCUCCUCCAGCCGCUCGAUAGCUACGCCUUCAUCAACUCCCACUGCCUUGACGCCCCCGGCAUCAACGACGAGGAUGACUUUGAGCAGGUCGUCAAGUCGUUCGAGUCGAUGAACCUGACGGAAGCCGAGACGUGCACAAUCUGGUCUCUCGUGUCUGGCGUUCUUCUCUUGGGAAAUGCCAAGCCAACUGGAAAGACAGAGGCUGGGGUUGAGAACGCAGCCUCAUAUGUGGGAGAGUCUGAGGUGGCGCUAAAGAACGCCUGCGGCCUCCUGUUUCUCGACUUCUCCAGCAUUCUCCACGAGCUCACCGUCAAGACGACUUACGCAGGAAACAACAAGGUUGAGAGCCGGUGGACUGCGACCGAUUCGGAGAUGCUGCGGGCGUCUCUGGCGAAGGGCAUCUACGAACAGCUCUUCCUGUGGAUUAUCCGCAAGCUGAACGCACAUAUUGAGCCGAAGGGAGGAGCUUUCGACGUCUUCAUGGGUCUGCUGGAUAUCUUCGGUUUUGAAGUCUUCCAGCACAACUCCCUCGAGCAGCUCUUCAUUAACAUCACGAACGAAGUCCUUCAGAGGAAUUUCACGGAGGUCGUGUUUGCAAAGGAACUCGAGCUCUACGCAAAGGAAGGCAUCGGAGCGAAGAAGAUCGAAUACACCACCAACGAGAAGCUCAUUGAAACGCUCAUGGGAAAAGGCACUUCCAUUUUGGCUGCCCUAGAGGACCAGUGCAUUUCUCUGUCUGGCAACGACGAGAAGUUCUGCGGCGGCAUGAGCAGCAAGCUGUCGGGAAACCCGUGCUUCGUCGCCUCCAAGAACACCAAGAGUCUCGACUUCACCAUCGUGCACACGAUUGGGCGCAUCACUUACAACGCCAACGGCUUCUGCCUCAAGAACAAGGACGUUCUGCGGUCGGAGAUCAUCGAGGUCACGCGCGCGUCAGGCAACGAGGUGGUUCGCGGCCUGUUUGAGGGCGUGAAAGUCGAGAAGGGCAAGAUGCCUAAGGGGCUUCUCAUCGGCAGCCAGUUCUCGACGCAGCUGAAGGGCCUGAUGGAGACGAUUCAAAAAACAGAGUCGCACUUUAUCCGAUGCAUCAAGCCAAACGACGACAAGGUCCCCCAGAAGUGGGUUAACAGCAAGGUCUUGAUUCAGCUGCAUGCGCUCUCGAUUCUCGAGGCGCUCGAGCUCCGUCAGCUGGCCUUCUCGUACCGACGAUCGUUUCAGGAGUUUGUGGAUCAGUUCCGCUUCAUUAAUUUGGAGGCGUCGAGCAAGGCGGGCAACGACGCGAAGGCAGUCUGCCUUGAGUUGCUCAAGAGCACCCAGUUAGCUGCAGAUGAAUACGCCUUGGGUCACACUAUGGUCUUCUUGAAGCCGCAAGCAGCGAAGCUGCUCGUCCGCCUGCAGCGCGAGGCGCUCUCGGCCUGGGAACCGCUGGUUAGCGCACUCGAGGCGAUUACUGUCUUCAAGCGAUCCCGCAAGAUCUUCGUCGAUCGUGCGUUGCCCGCGACGCGUAUCUGCGCAAAUGUUCGCAGAAAGCUGGUUCAGGCAGGCAUCAGCGUCUCUGCGUAG